Molecule: messenger RNA, 851 nt
Organism: Aspergillus ochraceoroseus IBT 24754
Lineage: Eukaryota; Fungi; Ascomycota; Eurotiomycetes; Eurotiales; Aspergillaceae
Gene: tim9
Product: protein transporter TIM9
Exons: 2
Coding region: 44-448 (134 amino acids)
Source: RefSeq, a predicted model, not a curated record
CUCCCCUUUUAUAUUAAUUCAGAUUCCAACACCCAUUGUCACAAUGGACGGACUUACAGCUUCCGAACAGCGCGAGUUUGCUGCCCGCAUGGAGCGAAAGCAGAUGAAGGAAUUCAUGACCGUACGUUUUCCCCGUUCUCAAGCCCUAAGCUUCCAUACCUACCUUCUUCCAUCAAACUAUCAAAUAUCGGACUUCACCAUUCAACUCCUGGAACGAAUUCUAACCGCAUACUCUCUCGCUUUCUCUCUCCAGAUGUACUCCAAACUCGUCCAGCGCUGCUUCGAUGAUUGCGUCAACGACUUCACCACCAAAUCCCUCAUCUCCCGCGAAGAAGGCUGUGUCAUGCGCUGCGUGGACAAGUUCCUGAAGAGUUCCGGCCGCCUGAAUGAGCGAUUCCAGGAGCAGAACGCCGCCAUGAUGCAAAGUGGCCAGUUGCCUGGGCGGUAAAUCAUACCAGUUUCAAAAAAUAUCGGGUUAAUAUUAUUAUUUUCUUUUGCUUUGUGUUCGAAAGGUGCUUGUUAUGUUCUGCGCUGCGCUGCUCGGCUGUGAGUAGUUCGCGGGCUGUGUAAAUUAGACUCUCAAUGAUAACCUCCUUUUCUUUAUGGAUGUAUUUGCUGUGGAUUGUUGGGAUUGAGCUUGAGCUUGGGCUCCAAAAACGUGACGUGUUGGUGUUGCGGGUUGCAUACUCAGGUUGGACCUAGGGGAUGAUGAAAAGGUACAGUAUGGUUGCAUGUUGGUUGUGGCUUAAUUCUUUACGGAAUACUGUUUGCUUACUUAGAUGACGCGUUGCAGUAUGAUCUUCUGCUGUGGAUAUAUCUAGGAUAUUCAUAUGCUAUAUAUAUAUAUAUAU